UCUUACGGGAUUUCGUCACAGGUCUCGCGGUAUCUGGAUAAGACUCCACUUAAUUCGCCCCCCUCAGAAGAUUCAAGGAUGGCAGCUUCGGCAAUUUUGUACACUGGCAGGCAGCUUUGGAGACCAGCCUUGUUAGCGUCCCGCUCGGUGCAGGCUCUAACAGAUGGCAGUCGCAGGAAUGUGGCCUCGCAACAGACUAUUCCUCCACCAGCCAAAUAUGGGGGACGCCAUACUGUGACAAUGAUUCCUGGAGAUGGGAUUGGGCCGGAGCUUAUGCUUCAUGUCAAGGAGGUGUUCAGGCAUGCCUGUGUGCCUGUGGACUUUGAGGAAGUUCUGGUGAGCGCAGAGGGAUCUGAAGAGGACAUGAAGAAUGCUCUCAUGGCCAUCCGGCGCAACCGUGUGGCCCUCAAAGGAAAUAUCGAGACGAACCAUAACUUACCACCUUCUCACAUUUCCCGGAACAACAUAAUGCGCACAAAUCUGGAUCUGUUUGCUAAUGUGAUUCACUGCAAGAGCCUUCGAGGAGUGGCAACCAGGCACCAUGACAUCGACAUACUCAUAGUCCGAGAGAACACAGAGGGAGAAUACAGCAGCCUGGAGCAUGAGAGCGUCCCUGGUGUAGUGGAGAGCCUGAAGAUCAUCACAAGGACCAAGUCGCUGCGCAUCGCAGAAUACGCCUUCAAGCUGGCGCAUGAAGCUGGGCGCAAGAAGGUGACCGCCGUCCACAAGGCAAACAUCAUGAAACUGGGUGAUGGCCUUUUCCUGCAGUGCUGCAAAGAGGUGGCAGCUGGCUUCCCAGACAUCACAUUUGAGAGCAUGAUUGUUGACAACACUACUAUGCAGUUGGUGUCUCGCCCACAGCAGUUUGAUGUCAUGGUUAUGCCUAACCUCUACGGCAACAUCGUCAACAACGUUUGUGCUGGACUGGUUGGGGGCCCGGGCCUGGUGCCAGGUGCCAAUUACGGGCGUGAUUAUGCAGUUUUUGAAACGGCCACGCGCAAUACUGGCAAGAGCAUUGCUGGCAAGAACAUUGCCAACCCCACAGCCAUGCUGCUCGCCAGCUGCAUGAUGCUGGACCACCUCAAACUGCACAACCAUGCAUCAAUUAUCCGCAAGGCAGUUCUGACCUCUAUGGACGUAGCAGAAACUCACACACCAGAUAUUGGGGGCCAGGGUACAACCUCUGUGGCUGUUCAGUCCAUCCUGCAACAGAUCAAAAAAUCUAACCCGAACCUGGCACAGUGACAUUCUGAAGCCAAAGAACCAGCCUCAAUUGCCGUUUGAGCUGCAACUGAAACAGAUACCCCUCCUGUCUGCCUAAAGGAGGCUGGAGCAACUCUGCUGCCUGUGACUAGAACAGACUGUUCCAUUGCGAACUAGCUAAGCACAAACUCCCAUCUUCUGUAUAUAGUGUGUAAGAUGGCAAUUCAUAUCCACCUCACUAAAGGGAAAUAAAUGGAAAUGUGAGGCCUA
This is a messenger RNA of Lacerta agilis (Sand lizard), 1473 nucleotides long. It is a transcript of the gene IDH3G, whose product is annotated as isocitrate dehydrogenase (NAD(+)) 3 non-catalytic subunit gamma. The record is from RefSeq and is a predicted model, not a curated record. The transcript is spliced from 14 exons. The coding region runs from base 79 to 1245 and encodes 388 amino acids. Lineage: Eukaryota; Metazoa; Chordata; Lepidosauria; Squamata; Lacertidae. Gene Ontology annotation, biological process: isocitrate metabolic process; tricarboxylic acid cycle. Gene Ontology annotation, molecular function: oxidoreductase activity, acting on the CH-OH group of donors, NAD or NADP as acceptor; magnesium ion binding; NAD binding. Gene Ontology annotation, cellular component: mitochondrion.